UAAACAUAACAUUAGUGCCAAAAGUUAGUACCAAAUCUGUUCUAUACAUUGAAAGACAACCUAAAAGUACAACUGUUUCUCCAAAUGAAUACCAAUUGGAUAUCUCGGAUGUCACUGAAAUGACAACAAAUAUUUCACAAAAUAAUCUCAAAUUGGCUUUUCUUUCAAAUAUGAGUUAUCUUUUGGAUCAACUUUUGUCUGAAGAUGUGUACGACAAACGAAUUAGACCGGGAUUUGGGGGUGAUCCGCUGGAGAUUUACACCGAUAUAGAGAUCAGAAGUUUUGGACCAAUUUCUGAAAGCGAAAUGAUUUAUUCAAUGGAUUGCUAUUUUCGUCAAACAUGGGUUGACCCGAGAUUACGAUUUGGUAAUUAUAGUAAAAAUGACAUACUUUUGGUAUUAUCUAUGGAUUGGAAAUUUUUGCAAAGGGUUUGGAUUCCCGACACUUCUAUAUUUAACGGAAGAAAUAGUUAUAUGCAUAAAGUGACGGUUCCUAACAAAUUCAUUAGAGUUAGACAAGACGGACAACUCAGAUAUUCAAUGAGAAUCACAAUAAAGGCUUCGUGUCCAAUGCAUCUGAGAAAAUAUCCGUUUGAUAUGCAAUCGUGUGGUUUACAAAUAGGCAGUUUUGCCUAUUCAGCCAAAGACAUUGUCUACAAAUGGAAAGGACAGACCCCUGUAGUGAUUAGUAAAGACGUGACACUCUCUCAAUACAACUUUGUUAACAUAACACUAACAAACUUAACAAAACCAUCUUCAGAUGAGAGGUCAUCAAUAAUUGUACGAUUUAUAUUGCAAAGAAGGAGAGGAUAUUUUAUGUUACAAAUCUAUGCUCCCUGUGCUAUGAUAGUGGGCGCCUCCUGGGUCUCUUUCUGGAUCAAUCGUUCCGAUGCCGCUGGUCGAGUAUCUGUUGGCGCCACAACUGUGCUUACAUUAGUUACAAUGGGUUUUGGCGGUCGGACAUCACUUCCUCGGGUGACUUACGCCACAGCAUUGGACUGGUUUAUAGUCAUGUGUUUUGCAUUUGUUUUUACAGCAAUGGUUGAGUACGCGUGUGUCAACUUUGCUGACCACAAACAGGCCGAACAAAUACAAAAAAUAUUUAAUGAAAAGUUGCGAAAACAUCAAAUUAACAAACAAAACUAUUGCGAAGAACUCGAAGUUGACAUUAUUGAAGAAAAUGUUGUUUUGACAGAAGAUAAGGAAGAAAUUAUUGUCACCGAAACAGAAGCCAAAGUGGACGUCGAGUUUGUCACCGAUAAUAAAGAUGUGACCGAAGAAACAAACARUCAAACAAAUGAAGAAUUGAAAAAUACAAAGACAAAGGAGUCAUCUCAUAGUUUCAAGUCUAACAACAUUAGAGAUAUGCCGAUCAAACAGUUGGCCCAAUUGGAGCCUACAAUUGGUAACUAUUUGGAUGAAUGGGCGCGACUGGUGUUUCCCCUAACAUUUGCCAUUUUAAAUCUUCUUUAUUGGUAUUUAUAUCUUUAUAAAUUUGAUGACGAACUCGAAGAUAAUAUUGAUAACACUCCUAAUGUAAACCGAAUUAUUUGA
Molecule: messenger RNA, 1553 nt
Organism: Oppia nitens
Lineage: Eukaryota; Metazoa; Arthropoda; Arachnida; Sarcoptiformes; Oppiidae
Product: gamma-aminobutyric acid receptor subunit alpha-6-like
Exons: 10
Coding region: 120-1553 (477 amino acids)
Biological process (GO): chemical synaptic transmission; regulation of membrane potential; monoatomic ion transmembrane transport
Cellular component (GO): membrane; synapse; neuron projection
Molecular function (GO): neurotransmitter receptor activity; extracellular ligand-gated monoatomic ion channel activity; GABA-A receptor activity
Source: RefSeq, a predicted model, not a curated record